Molecule: messenger RNA, 1700 nt
Organism: Galendromus occidentalis (western predatory mite)
Lineage: Eukaryota; Metazoa; Arthropoda; Arachnida; Mesostigmata; Phytoseiidae
Gene: Zpr1
Product: zinc finger protein Zpr1
Exons: 6
Coding region: 284-1672 (462 amino acids)
Cellular component (GO): nucleus
Molecular function (GO): zinc ion binding
Source: RefSeq, a predicted model, not a curated record
GCUUAACGUUAGGGAAUAGAAACACACGUGCUCCUUGGCGCGAGUCUGAGGGGUCCCCGAGCGCUCUUUCUUCGCUCCGCGACUCUUCCCCAUUGCAAAGAGUCAGAUUCUGCGAGCCUUGAGGAGAAGUCAAUGAUCCUGAGAUCGUCGUGGGAGACAUAAGAAUCCGCUUCGCGGAGCGUUCACUGUUCCGAGGGGUAUUCUCGAUAGCGCUGUUUCCGAGGUGCGUGGCGGUGUUGACUGCUGUCACUCUCCGGGUUUCGUCAGGGAUCGCACGGCAGGUAUGGGGAAAGCUCUCGAGUUCGAGUUUCGCAGCUUCAUGUCCUUGCAGAUGGCGGAAGAGAAGGGCUCCAGUGGUGUCGAGGAGGAAAUUUUCAAAGAUCUACACGCAGAUGAAAUGGACGACGAGGUGAUGAAGAUCGAGAGUCUGUGCUUGAAUUGCCGAGAACAGGGAGAGACGCGGCUUCUGCUGACGAAAAUCCCUUUCUAUAAAGAGGUUGUCAUCAUGUCAUUCCAUUGCGACCACUGUGGAUGGUCGAAUAAUGAGCUUCAGAGUGCAUCUGCUAUCCAAGAAAGAGGACAGAAACUAGACUUGACAGUCAGGUACAAGCGAGACCUGAAUCGUCAGGUGGUGAAAACAGAAUACGCGUCGCUGACGAUUCCGGAAGUGGAAUUCGAAGUCGCUGAGAAGUCUCAACCUGGCCUGGUGACGACAAUUGAAGGCUUAAUAGAUAGAGCGAUCCAGGGCCUCUCGCAGACGUUGGCAAGGGCUGAUAUCGACCCCGAAAGCCGGGAAAAAAUCAAUCAGUUCAUCAUUCGCAUAGACAAGCUGAAGGAGGUGGAGCGUCCAUUCCAUUUCAUUCUGGAAGACUGCUCAGGAAAUUCCUUCAUAGAGAAUCCGUAUCACCCCGAGAAAGAUCUGCAGCUGGUCGUCUCGCAUUUCUCGAGGAGCGCCGCACAUAAUUUGAUGCUGGGCCUCAAUCCCGAAACGGAAAAUUCAGCAUCGAAAUUCACAGAAGAGCUCAGGGACGAAGUUCACAGUUUCCCAACCCAGUGCCCAGAAUGUCGCGCUCCAGCUGAAAUCAAAAUGAAACUUACAGAUAUCCCUCAUUUCAAGGAGGUUGUGAUCAUGGCCAUGGUGUGCGAGGCGUGUGGGCACAAGACGAAUGAGAUAAAGUCUGGCGGCGGAAUCGAGUCUCUGGGUAAACGGAUCGAGCUGCGACUUGAGCGUCCGGAAGAUUUGUCGAGGGACGUUUUGAAAUCAGAGACCUGUUUGCUGGAAAUCCCUGAACUGGAGUUCGAGGGCGGCUCAGCUUUGAUAACAGGCAAAUUCACCACAAUCGAGGGUCUCCUCGAUGACCUGAUAUCACAACUAGGACGAGACAAUCCUUUUCUCCAAGGAGACUCAGCCGAAGGUGACCGAAAGUCGAAACUCGAGAAAUUCCUGAGCCGCCUGCAUGCAAUCAAAGUCGGUGAUGAACGGUGCACACUCGUCUUCGACGAUCCUUGCGGGAACUCUUAUGUGCAAAACCUCCUGGCGCCAGAACCGGAUCCCCAGUUGAAGAUCACGCAAUACGAGAGAACGUUCGAACAGAACGAGGAACUGGGACUCAACGAUAUGAAAACUGAAGGCUACGAGAGGGACGAAAAGCUGGCCGAGCCCCCCGACUGAUGACGGCGAGGAAUCAAUAAAGCAUUGU